Megalops cyprinoides (Indo-Pacific tarpon) is the source of this 744-nucleotide messenger RNA. RefSeq names its product androgen-dependent TFPI-regulating protein. The record is from RefSeq and is a predicted model, not a curated record. The coding region runs from base 1 to 717 and encodes 238 amino acids. The transcript has 6 exons. NCBI's taxonomy places the organism in Eukaryota, Metazoa, Chordata, Actinopteri, Elopiformes, Megalopidae. Gene Ontology annotation, cellular component: membrane; endomembrane system.
AUGAAGGGGCCUCUGAAGAAAACCUACCAUAUUUUGGCUUUUGUCUGGUAUGCUUUUGUUCUCCAAACGCUCGCCUCGAAGGAUCCUAAGGAUCUACCAGUCGGCAUGUUUGUCUAUGGUGGACCCUGGAAAUACCUCACUUUCUUAAAUCUGCUCCUGCAGAUGGUGUUUUUCGGGUUGGCCGCAGUGAACGACUUUCAGCAUUUGCUGGGGAAAGGUGCAGCCAAACACCUCAGCCUCUGCAAGGACCUGAUAUUCUCAGUCUUCGCCUUCCCUGUUGGAAUGUUUGUGGUGCUGAUGUUCUGGGGGAUCUUCACCUAUGACCGGCAGCUGGUGUACCCUGCCACAAUGGAUGACUUCUUCGCUCCCUGGAUGAACCACGCCAUGCACACAUUGGUCCUACCUUUCCUAUUGGGGGAGAUUCACCUACAGCCUCACGCAUAUCCCAAAACCAAGAAUGGCGUGGGUGCCCUGUGCAUUGUGGGAGUGGCUUACUUGAGUUGGGUAGUCUGGGUCUAUCUGACUGUGGGCAUCUGGGUGUAUCCUCUGCUUGGCCUCUUCAGUACUGCAGGGCUGAUGGGAUUCUUCUUCUGCAACAUGUGCGUUGUCACCUUUCUCUACCUCCUGGGACAAAUGCUUAACAAGCAGGUCUGGGGUCAUGUGGAUGUGAGUUCUACCCCCUCCAGAGGAAAAACACAUAUUCGAGCACAUGACUGAUUUUGGAGUCCAUCUGCGCAACAUAUG